Molecule: messenger RNA, 2820 nt
Organism: Trypanosoma theileri
Lineage: Eukaryota; Euglenozoa; Kinetoplastea; Trypanosomatida; Trypanosomatidae
Product: vesicular-fusion ATPase-like protein
Exons: 1
Coding region: 1-2820 (939 amino acids)
Biological process (GO): intra-Golgi vesicle-mediated transport; SNARE complex disassembly; Golgi to plasma membrane protein transport
Cellular component (GO): Golgi stack
Molecular function (GO): ATP hydrolysis activity; ATP binding
Source: RefSeq, a predicted model, not a curated record
AUGUUGUACCGAUUUGCUCAUCAACGGACUGCAUGCCGAUCAUGCGUCCGUACUUUUCUCGUGAUGUUUUUAUUUCUACUCCACUUAACUGGAGGCACUGCGGAAGAAGAAAUAGAAACAAUUUAUUUACAGGAGGGACAGGAACAGAAUAGCGGCACUGAUGAGUCCUCAUCCACAAGAGGUGUAGAGUUGCUUGCAAUUAGUGGCUGUAAACGACCUUCACGGCCUGGGCGGAGUAGAGAAACAUAUCAUUGCUUCGCUGGUCGUAAGAAUAAAGGACCUGUGCAACUCUUUAUUCGUGGACGGGGAUUUCCAAUAGAUACUCCACUGCGUAUUCGAUUACAAGAACACACACCACUUCCACUUCGUGAGGAUGAGAAAAGUAAUGCCGAUCUUAUUACAAUGGAAUGCCUUGAUGUGAAAGCAUCGGAGGUGUUUCCUCAUCAAAUUCUUUCCUGUAUACUUCCUCACCCAUCAGUGAGUCUACGAGGAAAAUCACAGUGGUUAAAACGACUUUCACAUAAUAUAGUAUGGAUGGAUCUUGAAUUGAUUGUAGAUACAAGUAUUUCAGAUUCUGAGGUUAAUGACACUUCAAUAACCAUAGGUAUUCUUCAUCAUUCUGUUCAGUUGGAUCUUACACUUAGAUCAGGAAACUCCAUAGAUGGUAAUUUGAAUAAUGAGAAUAUUCUUGCUAAUGAGGAUAAAGAAAUGUCUGAUGAUGAUCCACUAGAACUUUUUUUACAGAAAAGUCAUCGUAAAUCUUCUAAUGGAGAAGAAUGGCUCUCACUUGGUAUAGGUGGAUUAAAAAAUCAAUUAGAAUUACUAUACCGUCGUGUUUUUCUUAGCCGUAUUUCUUCUCUUCAAGAUGUUGUUGGUUCUGUUCAGUUACCACAUGUGCGAGGAGUUAUGUUGCAUGGUCCACCUGGAAAUGGAAAAACUUUAAUUGCUCGAGCAAUCGCAAAGUUACUUGGUAAGAAUACAAAGGUAACAAUUGUAAAUGCUGCUGAUAUUCUCUCAAAGUAUGUUGGAGAUUCGGAAAAGAAUUUGCGUGAUCUCAUCCUUGGAGACGAUGAUGAUGAUGAAGAUGAUGAUGGUAGUAAUGAUUAUAAUGAUGGUGGUUAUAGUUAUGGUGAUGAUAAUGAUAAUGGUGUUAACGAUGACAAUGUGAAUGAAAACAGGGAUGACUUCAAUACUGAAGUUCAAGAAGAUAACGAUAUAGGAAAUGAGAAAAAGGAAGGACGAUUACAUACCAUUAUUAUUGAUGAAAUUGAAUCUCUUUUUAGACGGCGAGGUGAAUCAGGUGAUGGAAGUUCGGCGAAAGCUGUAUAUGAUGGUUUAACCAAUCAACUUCUUACACUUAUGGAUGGUGUUGAUAGGGUACCUAAUAUACUUAUUGUUGGUUUAACCAAUCAACUUCACAGCAUUGAUCGUGCUCUCCUUAGACCUGGAAGGUUUGAAGUAGUUAUUGAAAUUCCUCUUCCUGAUCUUGAGGGUCGUACAGAAAUGCUUUUUAUCCACACACAAAAGUUACGAGAGGAGCAACACCUUGCACCGGAUGUAAAUUUAGAUAACUUAGCAGCACGUACAGGAGGUUUUUCUGGUGCUGAUAUUGCUGGAACAGUUCGAGCCGCUGUCAGUUAUGCUUUAAUGAGAUACCGUGAUAUGAUGGAAGAUGAUACUUCUGUAGGAAAUAAUAAUCUAGGUAAGGAAGGUGAUUUGCGUACUGAAACUUCUCCAAAACAAUUUCAAGUUACGAGUGAUGAUUUUAAUCUCGCCAUACGGGAUAUGUUGGAUUCCAUGCAACAAAUUUUAUUAGGAAAACAAUAUAAUGGUGCAGAUAAGGAUGAUUCCACUACACCACUUAUUGACUUUGAUGGAUCUAUUACUCAAGGCAUAAAUACUACACGUCGUGUAUUGCAGAGUAUUCAACGUAGUCAAGCAGAACAUGCGGCCGUAGUGAUUGUUUACGGACCUUCUGGAACUGGAAAAACUUUUCUUUCACAACAAUUAGUGAAACUUUUGCCCUUUGAUAUUGUUAAGUUUAUAGUGAGUGGUAAACUUUACGGAAGUAUGAGAGGAGAUAAUAUUAUAGAUGAGGUUAUCAUUGGCCUUCGUGAAGCCGUUAACUCUAAAGGAAAUUAUAGUCUUGUCAUUGAAAAUGUGGAACGAAUCCUUAAUGAGGGUGGAUCAACAACAUGGGAUGUUUUAAAAACAACUAUUCGAGAUUUUAAAGAAUCUGCUUAUACCCCUUCUUUACUUUAUGAAGGAGAAACAAAGAAACUUCAUGGGAAACGACUUUUGAUUGUAACAACAUCAGAGAAAGAGACUUUGCAUAGUUUAAUGCACUCUAUCGAAUAUGAUGUGCAAUUAACACUUCACUUUAUUCAACGAAAAGAUCUUCUGGAAUUAUUACAAAAUUAUGGUAUUCUCCCUUUAAAUGCAGAGAUGGCAAAUGAAGUGGUUAAUUCUUAUCCACCAAUGCUGAGCUAUCGUCAAUUUCUACGUAUAACGGAUCUUGCCUUGUGGAGGGCACAUGACGCCGAAGUAAAGGUAAAAACAGCUCUUGAUGCUAGUGAUCAUCAUCAUCAUCAUCAUCAGACUACUUCUGUGUACUCCUCUUUAAAUGCUUUCUUUCAUAAAGGUGGGAAAUUGCAAAAAGGAGCAAGUAAAAAUGCUGUACCCUCUCUCGAUACCAAGGAACGUCAAAAGCAAUUUAGUAUGGCGGUUCGAGAUGUCGUGACAUUGAUGGGCUUGUCAGACGUCUUUGAUGAUCUUCCAACAGAGAAUGAUGUUGUUGAAGGUGAUGAGGUUUAUUGGUAG